Molecule: messenger RNA, 4220 nt
Organism: Quercus robur (English oak)
Lineage: Eukaryota; Viridiplantae; Streptophyta; Magnoliopsida; Fagales; Fagaceae
Product: receptor-like protein 34
Exons: 8
Coding region: 8-2161 (717 amino acids)
Molecular function (GO): protein binding
Source: RefSeq, a predicted model, not a curated record
GAUUGAUAUGUCUUCUGUUUCAACUAAUUGUCUCACGAAUUUGUCGUCUUCUUUAACAUCUCUUCGUCUUAGUUAUUGCCAAUUGAAAGGGAAAUUUCCAGAUAAUAUAUUCCACCUUCCAAACCUCCAGAUACUCCGUGUAGGUUACAACUACAAUCUCACUGGUUCCUUUCCAACGUAUAACUGGAGUACUUCUCUCAAGUUCUUAGUUCUCUCUGAAACCAAAUUCUCAAUUGACUUACCUUAUUUAAUCAGCAACCUCAAGUCCUUAAAAGAGUUGUUUGUUGGUGGAUGCAAUUUCAUAGGUUCAUCGUAUCCAACAUUUCUUUCAAAUCUCACACAGAUAACUGAUUUGGACCUUUCAUAUAGUAACUUUGGUGGUCAGUGUCCAUGGUCCCUCCUAAACAUUACAGGACUUACUUACUUGGAUCUCUCAUACAACAAUUUCAUAGGGCAACUUCCGGACUUCUCUUCAAAUAAUUCAUCUAAUAGUCAACUAGUCAACAAGAUUCCUUCCAAUCUAGAAUAUCUCUACUUAUCUGGUAACUUAUUGAAUGGGACAAUACCAUCUUGGGUGUAUACAAUACCAUCUUUGCGUUUCUUACAUCUUGAUUCUAACCAAUUCACUGGGCAUAUUGUUGAAUUCCAGCAUAACUCAUUAAUUUCUCUAAAUGUUUCCUUCAAUAAUUUUAGUGGCAAUGUGGAGUCAAAAAUAUUCUCAAAGCUCAAAAGUCUUCAAUAUCUUGAUAUGUCAAAUAAUCCUCACCUAUCACUACACUCCUUCACAUCCGCCACCAAUAUUUUGUCCAAAAUUCACUCAUUAAAAUUGUCUUCUUCCAACAUAACCGAAAUUCCACAGUUUUUACGAACUGCAGAAUAUAUAGAAUACUUAGACCUUUCCAACAACCAUAUCAAAGGCAAUAUUCCAUCCUGGGUAAUGGAGCUGGGGAAGGAUUCAUUGUUUUACUUUUCACUCUCAAGGAAUAAUUUAACUGGACACAUCCCUUCCUUGAUUUGCAAUCUCAGUUCCCUCAAAUUCCUUGAUUUCUCUUAUAAUCACUUGAAUAACAUGAUUCCUCCAUGUUUGGGAAAGUUAAGUGAUAAUCUCAAUGACUUGAAUUUACAAAGGAACAAUCUUAAUGGCACUGUCCCAGCAACAUUUGCAAAGGGAUGUCAAUUGAGAAGUCUGAAACUCAAUGGCAACCAAUUGGAAGGGGCAUUGCCACAAUCAUUGGUCCAUUGUAGAAAGUUGGAAGUUCUGGAUUUUGGUAACAACAAGAUUAAUGGAACCUUUCCUUGUUGGUUGGAAAGUCUUUCAAAGUUGUGCGUUCUUGUCUUGCGAUCAAACAACUUUCAUGGUGCCAUAGGCAAUCCCAAGACCAAAUUCCCGUUCCCUAAUUUGCGAAUCAUAGACCUCUCUCACAACAAGUUCCAUGGUCUUUUGCCAACAAAAUUUUUCAUGUAUUUAAAAGCCAUGAUGAAUGUGAGUGCAGACAAAGGUGAAUUGAAAUAUAUGGGUGAUGAUUAUUAUCAAGAUUCUGUGACAGUGGUGAUGAAAGGGCUUUCCAUUGAAUUGGUAAAAAUCCAAAGUCUAUUCACAACCAUUGAUUUUUCCAACAAUAAUUUCAAAGGAGAAAUUCCAAAGGCAAUUGUAGAGCUUCGGUCACUGAAGGGGCUUAAUUUUUCACACAAUAAUCUUUCAGGUCACGUACCUCCAUCGUUGGGAAAUUUAACCAAUCUUGAAUGGCUAGAUCUCUCCUCAAACAAGCUCACAGGUGAAAUUCCUAUACAAUUGGCAGAUCUGACAAUGCUAGCAUUUUUAAACCUAUCAGAAAAUUAUCUUUUUGGACAUAUACCCCAAGGUAAACAAUUCAAUACCUUUAUGAAUGAUUCUUACUAUGGGAACCUUGGGUUAUGUGGAUUUCCAAUGACAAAAGCUUGUGGCAAUGAUGAGGGACAACAACCAUCGCCAUCAUCAACCAUUCAAGAAGAUGAUUUCGAAUUUGAAAAUGGGUUUCAUUGGAAAGUUGUAUUGUUGGGGUAUGGCUGUGGAUUCAUGUUUGGAUUGGGUUUGGAUUAUCUUGUGUUCUCAAGUGGAAAACCGAAAUGGCUAGUGAAUAUUGUUUAUGGAGGAAGACAUAACAAGUUACAAAGAUCCUAGGAGAAUGCUCGUGGACGAACUCAUUGAAGAAGAAUUUAGUGGAUACAAAUACUGAUUCUAGGCUGGUGGCCCUUUCUAUCUCUCUAACAGGAUGGAGGGACAUCAUUCAUUCAUAGUUUAGAUCACUGGCCGACAUUCCAUGACCACGUGAUGAUAAAAAAUUCGUUGUGGUGCUUCGAUCCUUUUUGAUGACAACAAUUGUAAUAAAAACCAUUUCAGACCUUGAGGGUUUCAAUAAAAUUGAUUUCAUCAAGGAGGAGCUUGAAAAGGCUUGUCCAGGGGUAGUUUCAUACGUUGAUAUUGUUUCUAUUGCCACAAGAGAUGGCAUUAUGUUGGUCUAAAAUUUCAAAAAAUUCAAAAAAAAAAAAGGAAGAAGAAGAAAGAAAGAAAAGAGAAAUACUUUUCUUAUUCUAAAUUCUGUUAAACUGACAGUAAAGAACAACUCUUGGAAAGUUUGAUGAUGUGCUUGGGCCCAGAUGCCACUGUUUGCCUUGGGUUUUGGGACAGUAGUUAGCUGGCCACCUCAUUGUGCGUGCAGCAGCUGGAUGUUUGAUGUGAAACAAAGACAAAAGUUAUUAAGUGUUCCGAAGUUGGUGUUGGAUUCUAUUUUUGAACAAAAGAAUGAGAUUGUGAUAGCCGUGGAAGAGGAACUUGAAAGGCCAUGUCAGCUUAUGGAUUUGAGAUUGUUCAAACGCUCAUUGUGGACACUGAACCUGAUGAACAUGUGAAGAAGGCUAUAAGCGAGGUAAAUGCGGGCUUGUGGCCCCUUUCUAUCCAGUGUUAACAGGCCAGCAUUCCUUCAUACCUCAACAAAGCACUGCCUAAGAUUCCAUGACCGGAUGAUUAUAUUAUACAGACACUUUACCUUUUUGGCAUUAGAGGUUUUGAUGAAAGAGAAAUAGUCUAUCUUUUAGGUGCACACAAAAUUGGGAAGAUUGGCUGAGUUCAUACACAAACACCUUUAUGACUGCAAGGGUACAGGGCAGCCUGACCCAACCAUAGCUUCUGAUUUCCUCACUGACAUGAGAAUGAGGUGCCAAGACAGUAAUAGGACCAACACUCAGCCUUCUUCUUAACCCAUGUAAUCAUUGGAAAUGAGUGAGUCUGCAUGAAUUCACAGCCAGUCAUUAGAAAGGGGAGAAGACCCCUUUUUGCUGAUCAGCAAUAGCUAGCUAAUGAGAAGACCACAAGACUGGUAAGGGCCUAUGCUUCAGAUGACAGAUCAACCAACCGCAAGACUGGACUUUGCAUGGGCAAUGAUGAAGAUGCCAGUGCUUAAUGUUUUGGCUGGAUCUCAAGGUCAGGUCCAACGCAACUACUCCUCGCCUUUUGUCAGUUCCUAAGUGACAAUCUUGACCAUAAUGAACUCUUGACAUUGUUAUGUUUUCAUAUAAGCUUCUCUUUAUGUUCAAUGUUUGAUUGUAGAUGCAGUGACUUUUAAACUUCUUGCCUAUGCUAAUUUGAGUCUAUAUAUAAAGGCAAUGGCUUAGCGUAGACAUUAGACACAAUGAUGAAAUAUGUUAUGGCUGUUGAGUUCUUUAGAAAUAUAGAAUUAAAAUGUUUGGAAUGUUACCAAAAGUUAACUAAUAUUUGGGGAGAUCAUAAUCUGUGCUGCAGCAUCCAAAUUAAUUUAAUUGGGUGUCAGUGUUUCUAACAAGUUUUGGCUGAUUAUUCAUCAUCUGAAUGAGAUUUUAGUUCGUUCUUUUUGAGUUUGAACUUCAGAAAUAGGAAAGUCUACAAUUCUGUGUCAUGAAACAAAGAAAUUGAUUUGUCUAUAAUUUUCUUUAUUUCUUUAAUCACCAAGUAGAAUAUAAAAGUGACUCAUAGGCAUAGCUUUCAAUCAGAUGCCAUUAUGUUUUAUUGUCAUCAGUUAGUAUUCAAUUACACUUAUCAUGCCCGCACAUCCAAAGUCAUGCUUUAGCUGGGAGCCACUCAUGGAGAAGACAACAAUGGUACAAUCCAUGUGUAAGGCAUAAAAAAAAUAAAAUAAAAUAAAAAAACCUUUUAUGUUUAAGGUAUAGUCAUACCAGAGAGUAUAUAGGCUACUGCUAUGUAACCA